UCUUCAGGAGAAGCUGAGGUGAGAAAAGGACCAUGGACGAUGGAAGAAGAUCUAAUUCUUAUCAACUAUAUCGCCAACCACGGCGAUGGCGUUUGGAACUCUCUCGCCAAAUCUGCAGGUCUAAAACGCACCGGAAAAAGUUGCCGACUCCGGUGGCUGAACUAUCUCCGCCCCGACGUGCGACGAGGAAACAUCACGCCGGAGGAGCAACUUAUCAUCAUGGAACUUCAUGCUAAGUGGGGAAACAGGUGGUCAAAAAUCGCUAAACACCUUCCAGGAAGAACCGACAACGAAAUCAAGAAUUUCUGGAGGACAAGAAUCCAAAAAUACAUCAAACAAAGUGAUGUAACAGCAACAACAACGUCAUCCGUUGGAUCUCACCAGAGCUCAGAAAUCAAUGAUCAAGCUGCAAGCACGUCGAGCCAUAAUGUCUUUUGUACACAAGAUCAAGCGAUGGAGACUUAUUCUCCUACACCAACGUCGUAUCAACAUACGAAUAUGGAAUUCAACUACGGAAACUAUUCGGCGGGUAACUAUUCGGCAGCAGGGGCAACGGCAACGGUGGACUUUCCGGUACCGAUGACCGUUGAUGAUCAACCCGGUGAAAACUAUUGGGGCAUGGAUGAUAUUUGGUCAUCAAUGCAUUUACUCAAUGGUAAUUGA
This is a messenger RNA of Thlaspi arvense, 663 nucleotides long. The record is from the annotation of a GenBank genome assembly. Lineage: Eukaryota; Viridiplantae; Streptophyta; Magnoliopsida; Brassicales; Brassicaceae.